UUAAUUGUAGUGAAAAUCAAUGGAUGGAGUGUUUGAGACAAUUGAGUGCAGAGGAUGUCAAUAACUACACGUCAAUCACUACCUGGCCUUUAGAGGGAACAGAGUAUCUGCCAAUCGAUGCUCAGACAUCUUUCCGGGAAGGGAAAUAUAAUAAAGACAUCGACAUCAUAGCCGGUGUGACCAGGAACGAGGGCUCAUUGUUGUCGAACUGGUUUUACCCCGAACUUCACGGGAAUUUCACUGAACAGGAGUUUAGGGAUUUGGUCCAAGAGUCGGACUUUCUCUUUCAUGGCAUACCUGUCCAAAAUGUAACCGAUUAUUACCUAAGGAAUGUUAACACCAGUGACUCCCAGGCACUGAAACAUGCAUUUUAUAACUAUUUUGGCGAUAUACUCAUGAAGUGUCCGACAUAUCUGUUCGCCAAACAAUUUGCUAUAAAUGCUAAAAACACUUCACAUAAUGUAUACUACUAUGAGCUGACAUACCAGGCUCAGGAUGUGGCCAUAUAUGGCUGUGUUGAGGAGACAAUGGGUAUAUGCCAUAUGUCUGAUGUGGAGUUUGUUUUCGGGCAGUUUGAAUACAACUUAACCACACCUUUGGACUUGAAAUUCAGUGCAGAAAUCAUGCAAAUGUGGACUCAAUUUGCCAAAAAUGGGUAA
This is a messenger RNA of Oppiella nova, 659 nucleotides long. The record is from the annotation of a GenBank genome assembly. NCBI's taxonomy places the organism in Eukaryota, Metazoa, Arthropoda, Arachnida, Sarcoptiformes, Oppiidae.